This is a messenger RNA of Protopolystoma xenopodis, 1758 nucleotides long. NCBI's taxonomy places the organism in Eukaryota, Metazoa, Platyhelminthes, Monogenea, Polystomatidea, Polystomatidae. The record is from the annotation of a GenBank genome assembly.
AUGGGCCUCGUCGCAAGGGAGAUAUUUCUCGUCCGCGCUUGCAUUAUAUGCAAGGUCGCGAUAUUUGUUACCAUAGUAAGAUUCCUAUUUGACAUACUCCAGCUUAUAUUUAGCUUGCUUCCAGACCAUGAUGCAGAUGCCUUUAGGCCACCCAAGUUACUUGCCUCCCAUUUUUCUGUAGACAACAUUUUCGGGAAGCUUUUUGAUGGGCUUUCAAAAUGGGACUCUAUUUACUUUAUAUUUGUAGCAAAAUACGGUUACCUUUACGAAAAUACGAUAGCAUUUUUCCCUUUUUUUCCUUGGAUUACUAGCUGUGUUUCUCGUCCGACCCAUGCAUUGUUAAGUAACUUCAUCUCCAUAGAUGUUAUUAUCCAGGCUUCUGGAUUUUUUAUUAACUUUGUUGCGUCUAUUCUUACGUGUAUUCAACUUUAUAGACUAGGCAUUCACACGUUAGGAAAUGAAAGGCUUAGUAUGGUUUCUGUCAUUUUAUUUAUAUUAAAUCCUGCCUGUAUCUUCUUUUCAUCACUAUACUCAGAGUCGCUUUACUUAUUAUUUACUGUUUCUGGGUUACUCAGUAUUGAACGUAAGAAUGUUGCGAUGUCAACUCUCUACUUUGCUGUAGCAUGUGCCACUAGGAGCAAUGGAUUAUUAAAUUGUGGGUUUUUGAUGUACCGCCCAUUUCUUGCUUGUUCUAGACUUAUUCUGAACUUACCAUAUUUUAUAUUUGAGGAUUCCCAUAAAUCGCCUGUAGAGGCUAUACAGCAAUGCAUCUUUUGGUGGUGCAAUUUUUUAGGCAAUGUGAUUCCUUGCCUGUUGUCCUGUAUGAUUUGUAUUACUCCUUUUGUCUUAUACCAGAUAUAUUGUUACUUGCUAUAUUGCAGUUUUUAUUUGGAUCGAAAUGGGUUUUCUUGGCUUCUGCCUAGCUUCCCAGACGAGUCGCUAACUCAAUUUGCAGAAGAUAAGCAUAUGUUUCUACCUCGUUUUAUCUCGGUUGAUCGUAACGAUCAUAAUAACAGUCCGGCAUCUCCUAAAUGGUGCUCAGAAACUCUGCCAGUUCCUUAUAUGUAUGUUCAGAAAAGCAUCUGGGAUGUGGGCCCAUUUAGAUACUUUACUUUGAAACAAAUACCUAAUUUUGUUCUUGCUUGUCCAGUUAUUUUACUUGGCAUAUCAGCAGCAGUGGCCUUCUAUAAAAGAGCACCAAAAGCAUACCGAACUCUUGGUGUCAUUUCGGAAUCUCCUAGCGACAGGCGUCUGGUGCCACACGUCUUUCAUUUGCUCUUCCUUUGUGUAUAUGGCUUCACGCAUAUUCAUGUCCAGGUGCUUACUAGGAUGAUUUUUUCAUCAUGUCCUCUUAUUUACUGGUAUGGGGCGCGUCUCCUUGAUCAAGAGCCUAAAGUGACUCUUUGGGAUAAUCAAAUUUCUACGUCCUUUGGAUCUGCCUUUCGACAGCAUCGAUACUUACACUCUACCGUUAAUUGCACCAGAAAGCGCAUCGAACAACUGGGAUAUUGCUAUAAAUCAGAUUCCACAUCGAGGGACAUGGGUAAAUCUUCUCCAUCUGGUGUAUUGUGCAUACCUGACCUCCCUUACGUAACAAUUUUCUCGCCUGGUUGGGUCUCUUACACAAUAGGAUGGGUACUAUGCCUCCUUAACCCUAAAAACUACCGAUAUUGUCGCCACCGUGCUCUUAUUUCUUACUUUCUGCUUUAUGCUCUGAUCGGAUGUGCCUUACACUCAAAUUUUUUACCAUGGACUUAG